Messenger RNA from Oncorhynchus kisutch (coho salmon), 7693 nucleotides. RefSeq names its product caspase 8 associated protein 2 (gene casp8ap2). Lineage: Eukaryota; Metazoa; Chordata; Actinopteri; Salmoniformes; Salmonidae. The transcript is spliced from 10 exons. The record is from RefSeq and is a predicted model, not a curated record. Bases 485 to 6721 code for a protein of 2078 amino acids. Gene Ontology annotation, biological process: extrinsic apoptotic signaling pathway via death domain receptors; Fas signaling pathway. Gene Ontology annotation, molecular function: transcription corepressor activity. Gene Ontology annotation, cellular component: mitochondrion; PML body.
GCAUACCUACUUGAGAAAGAUGCUUUUUGCUUUGCAUAAAUCUAAACAAAUUUCAUAAAAGACACCCAAGAGCACAGAUAGAACAAGGACAUAGUUAUAAAUAUAUUUACUAGGAGGUUCCGAUUAAAGAUUAUUCACAAUUUAAUGACAGCGUUUUCGAGGUGUGAAACUGUGGUGUCCUAUGAUUAGAAAGUAUUUUAUUGACUUUGGCUUUGAUUGAGUCUGGCCUAAACAAUAGGCUGUUUUUAUUUAAUCAUUUUAUUUUGAAUGCUUGAAAGUCCCGGAAGAGGCGCUGCGUGUGUCUUGCAGAGACCGCGGGAAAAUGUCGUUAUUUCCUGCUCCCUGAAGAAGGUUGUCGAGUCGUCGCGACAGUGAUUGUAAACAGAUGAUAAAGCAUAAUAACAUGCUAAACAACAUUCUUAGAAUCGAUUGUCAUAUGCUACUUCCAGGUACAUCUCUGAGCCAUUGAUUGAGCAUCAGGAGAAUGGAGGGGGAUUUGAUGGAUGAAGUGUAUGGUGACCUCAGCCAAGACCACCAUAAUACCACAGCAGCUUUCAAUGAAGACUCUGUGGAUAUUUAUUUUGGUUUAGAAAGUCCAAAGAAGAAUUCCAACGCAGAAAGGAAUUACACACUCCUCUCACCACAGAAUCUGAAAUAUAUGGAUUUAUAUGAGGAAAUCAUAACAGAGGAACAGCAGGAUAGAGAGUCUUCCUACAAUGAGUUGAGGACAAGAUUCAAUGCAGCACAAAGCCAAGUUGAUGAGUUAAUGAGAAGGUUGCAGCAGACUGAAACACAGAAUACAACGCUGAACACCGAGAACAGCCGCCUGAAGAAGAACAUCUGUGCGCUCAUCAAAACAGCUAAAAUGGAGGUUGUGCGGAAGGACGAGGAGAUAAAUAGGUUGAGCCAAAGUUUCAGGCCAAGGAGGGGUCCUGUAGUUCACCAUCAAUCUCAGAUGAACUGCCUGAGAAAUCAAAUUCCAACCAGACAGAAUCCUACGGGGCAGUCACAACCUAGCCAACCACAAGUUCCCACCCGACUGAAUCCUACGGGGCAGUCACAACCUAGCCAACCACAAGUUCCAACCCGACUGAAUCCUACGGGGCCGUCUCAACUUAGCCAACCACAAGUUCCAACCCGACUGAAUCCUACGGGGCCGUCUCAACUUAGCCAACCACUAGUUCCAACUAGACAGAAUCUUACAGGGCAGCCUCCACCAAGCCAACCCCCGCGUCCUAGACAGGAUUGUGUUGUAAAGGAUCUUAGCCAGCUCCUCUGUAAAGACAGAGAUGUGGUCCACCCCCUUCUCCCUCCAACCCCCUCUGAUGCAACAGUUUUCCGACCACCUCUUCCUGAUACAACAGUUCUCAGACCACCUCUUCUUGAUGCAACAGUUCUCAGACCACCUCUUCUUGAUGCAACAGUUCUCAGACCACCUCUUCCUGUCACUUCAAAGACUGCUAAAGGAGAUUCAGAAGCUCCAGUGAAACGCACUGUUGGUAGUUCCAGCCAGGACUCUGUGAAUAGACACCCUACACGUGAACUUCACCCGUCAGACGAGCCGAAACAAACCAAGCACAGAGAAGGCGGAGGUGGAAAUCCGAGGCUGUCCCACUCAAAUGAUCAGCGAAAAUAUAACUCCAAGUCAAGCAGAUGCCCUCGUCUCUCAGAUGUUGAGGUACGUAGGAGAUCAGAGCGGGCUAAAAAUCCAACCUCUGACAUUUUGCAUUGCACUGCUUCCUCUGACCGCACUUCCGAAGGAUUGUCUAAAGAUUGUGCAGCCUAUCAAUCAAUGGGUUCUAGUCGGCAUUAUCAGGAGCUCAGGCGUGAUAAGGGUGAUGGUAAUAGGCAUAGUAGAGGUACUAAGGACAUUUCCUCUAACAGAAAGCAUGCCUAUUUGAACCAAGCCAGUGUCACUGAACGAUCCAGUGAAUCUUUUAAUCGCAAGGGAGGGACAAGUCCUCCAAGGGACCAUCGAAGGAAAGAGGAGAGAAGAAGAGAGGAUGAGGUCAGAAAAGAAAAGAAUACAUCAAAAAAAUCAGGAGAAAGAAAAAGCACUUGUACAGAGAGAAGAAGAGCAAAGGAAAGUGACCGAUGCAGUACGGACGUCAGUAAGGACAAGACAAUGGACGACAGUAAAGUCGGGGGGCAAAAGACAGGUGAGAAGUCUGAAUUUCUUCCAUCUGAGGCUAAAGUGGCUGCGAAAAGCUCUGUAGAGGAAACCGGUCCAAACAGAAAGUUAAGUUUCAUGGAAACUCUGAAUCUUACCCUGUCGCCAGUUAAAAAACCAAGACGGCUUGCUGAAACCAAGGAACAGGAGGGCACACCACCUGAGGAAGUUCCUGAAGACCAGUCAGCGGAAGACAGUGGACAGCCUGAUCUAGACAACUUACUCAUCUUAGACGAAAUCAACAGCAGUGUGGUAGAGACCGACGAGGUCUUCGAGGACCCAGUGGUACAGCCCUCUUCAGAAAUCCCAAUGUCUUCAGGACCUGGAAGUAUUGACCUUAGACAUACAGACAAAGAACCUUGUCAGGAUGCUAACAAAGGUCUGACUGAGGCCACAGUGGCCAAAAAGCAACCUAAGUGCCAGUUAGAAGUGGAAGACAUUAUUGUCCAAGGUGUCUCUGAAGGUAAGCCUGAGCUGCCGGAGGCCACAGUGGAUCAGAGGACUGAACCCACCACACCAGAACCUCCCAGAGAGGUUUGUGUUUCAGCUCCAGUCUGUGCCAUUGUUUUGAGAACUACACUGAAAAACAGACCUGAAGACUGUGCCUCUGCAAAUAAAGUGAGUGAUUCUGAGGAUUUUACUGCUGCUGCUGUCACUGCUACUACUGUGGCUGGGAAUUGUGGAAACAAUUCAAAUACGGACACUGGCCUAUCGUCUAACGGAUUUACCCCUGACCAUUCAAUGGAAAAUGUAGUUCUUAUUACUGACAAUUGGGUGUGUAAGCCAAACGGUAAAACUCCCAGUGCUUUGGUCUGUGAAAGUCAAACUGUGACACAAGUUCCACCCGCUGCUGUCUGCGUGGGACAUCCUGCUGUUGAAGGUGUUUCAGGAAAAGAACCAUCGGAAUCUCUGCAAUUGCCACUGCCUGCCUCUGUUAUUUCAACCUCUAGUCUAGACGUGACAGCAGAGGUGCAAGAUAUUUCCAAGCAUGGUGUUUCCAGUACGAUUAGCAUGGAGGUAAUUCCAGAGAUCUGCAUUACAUCUGAGAUCGUUGAAGAUGCCACAGAGAUACCUCUGGAGUGUGAGAAAGAGAGGACUGUUGUGGUACAAGGUUCACCGUUGAGCGGUUUUGAGGUGUCUAAGGUGAGCAGCACAACGGGAGAGGUUGCACCAUCAGCACAGCACAACAGUGGCUUGUCACAAACGCCAAAGAAGUCCCUGGAUUCUGAGCCAAGUCACACAGAGAAUGAGGACGUGAAUGUUGAGCCCUCUAGCUCCAUUCCGUUGGCCCAUGAUGAGGACUCGAUGAUGCUUACACUGGGCAGCCUUAAAGGUAUUCCAGAUGCCAUCAGCCCACUCACAAGCCCAGUCCGUCCAAUGAGGAAAAGCCAUCAGCCGCCAUGUCACAGCAAACCUGCUUACGUCAAGAGUCUUCGCAAAGAGUUUACCAGUGCUGCUGGGGAUCCCAAUCCAAAGAAGUUGGAUGUGAAUAUGGAGAACAAGAAUCCUGGCCGCUCCAUUGCAAGUGCUACACAACAAGAUGUGGAUCGGGCUUCUGUCUGUUCUUCCAGCCCUGAGGAUGAAUUGGAAGAGGGUGAAAUUCUUAGUGAAGGGGAAGAAACUCCUAUCACGCCAAGUUCUCCAGCCAAAACGGUUAGGCCCACAAGCACGGUUAAAAGUCAACAAAUUCCCAAGUCAUCCCCUAGACUUUCCAAGAAGUUGCCUGAAGAGAAAGGGAUUUCUAAACUCUUAAGUAAAACCUUGACUUCACCAGUUGGAAGCCCCAUGUCAAAAGCUCGCUAUAAAACGGUUCAACCUCCGUUACCCAAAGCUGCCUUGUGUACCGUGGAGGAGGUUAUGGCCAUGUUUGUAAAGAUCCGCUAUGCGUGCAGGAAAAAGUACAUGAAGCUUCGUUCAACCUUCUCUAAGGAACGCUUCUGCGGUGUUAUGGACAUGUCCCUUGACUCUUUUACAGACUUUGUUGAUAGUGUCAGCUUUACCAAACUAUGCAGCCAAGAAGAUGACCUCAAAGUGAAACUGAAGAACAACAUAAUGUCUGUUUUGAGUAAGUUAUCAAAUAAUGGCAUUGUCAACCGCAUCUUUGACCAGGAACCACUUAAUAUGAAGUCGAAACUGUGGGAAUUUGUGAAUGUGCAGUUAGACUUCUUAUUCAAGGAAAUCCAGACUGCUCUGAGAAGUGUUUGCAAAUCCUCAAAUGGAAACCAGUCUGCAGGAGCUGAAAAAAGGGACUUGAGUCUCUCCAAGCAGCCAGUGAAGUCUCCCAAGCCGCCAGUGAAGUCUCCCAAGCAGCCAGUGAAGUCUCCCAAGCAGCCAGUGAAGUCUCCCAAGCAGCCAGUGAAGUCUCCCAAGCAGCCAGUGAAGUCUCCCAAGCAGCCAGUGAAGUCUCCCAAGCAGCCAGUGAAGUCUCCCAAGCAGCCAGUGAAGUCUCCCAAGCAGCCAGUGAAGUCCCCCAAGCAGCCAGUGAUGUCAUCGGUGUCCACAGCCUCUAAACUCAAAAGACCGCAGGGAGCGGUACAAAAAACUAAUUGUGUGUCCAGAACAUCUGCAAGUAAAAGACCGCAAGAGGAAUUAACAGAGUGUGUUGAACCCAACAUAAAAAGAACCAGGGCUCAGACUCUCCCCCCUUGCAAAACCGGUCUUGGAAGAGGCAAAAAUAUUAAAAUGUCAUUUGAAGAAGAUAAGGAAUCAGAGCCUCAAACCUCAGAUCAUCCUCUUAUGCAACCUCCAAUGCAACCUCCUUUGCAACACGGGUUAGAGAUCUUAUCAUCAAACAGCCCUUCAUCUGCUGAGAAAACAGCUGCCUAUGUUCGCCGGCUGUCUCAAAAUGGCUCACUCCAUGACAAGUCUGACUUCGAAAUCCUCACAGAACAGCAAGCCUCCAACCUAACAUUCAACCUGGUGACAGACUCCCAGAUGGGAGAGAUCUUCAAGUGUCUCUUACAAGGGUCUGAUCUGCUAGAAACUAGUGUCUCAGCUGGGGACAAUCAGGGCUGGCCUCUUGGUACUCCUCGGAAAGGAGAGCGCUUCCGAGGCGUUACCACCCCAAGCAAAGUUGGUACCACAACCAAAGUUGGUACUCCCUCUAAAGUCAUUGCCACAUGGUCUUCUAUUUCACCUUGCAAGUUUUCUUCUCCAAAUUCAAAAGUCCAAAUUCCACUAAAUCCAGCUUUGUUGGAUGAGAGUUGCAUGUUAGAGGUGCCCUCCAGCCUGCCAGAAGACAAAAUGACAUCGCAGUCCAGUGUGUUCUCGCAGAGAUCUUAUUCCAUUUUGGCAGAAGAUCUGGCUGUCUCCCUCACAAUUCCUUCACCUCUCAAGUCUGACAAUCACCUCAGCUUCUUGCACCCAGCCAACGUGGAGCCCACGUCUGCUCCAGAUAGUGUCAUCAGUGCACAUUUCAGUGAGGAUGCUCUUAUGGAUGGGGAAGACGCUACAGAGCAGGACAUUCACCUUGCCCUGGACACAGACAACUCCAGCGGUGGGUCAAGCGGUGCUGGCAGGACCAGGGAGGCUCCUGUUAACCCCCUGUUUCACUUCAAGCCUCACUUGCCCAUGCAGGCAGUAGUGAUGGAGAAGUCAAAUGAUCAUUUCAUUGUCAGGAUACGGCAUGCAAACACCAGCCCAGACAUCAACUCCAACAACUCAGGUGUCAACUUCACCAACCUAGGCAUCAACUUCUCCAACCUAGGCAACAACUCCACCAGCCUAGUGGUCAACCCCACAUGCCUAGGAAUUAAAUCAACAAGCCAAGGAGUCAACUCUUCAAGCCCAGGAAGUGUAAACUCUACCUACCCAGGAAAUAACUCCACCAACCCAGACACAAACUCAAGCUACCCAUGUGUCAACUCCACAAGCCCACAAGUCAACUGCACCAACCCAGGCAUCUACCCCAUAAGUGCAGACAUCAAUCCAAGGGCUGUCUCAAGCCCUCAAACACCACCAGGAGGAGAACAACAUGGCAAAGACCAAGCUCAUCCCACAGGGAAAACUCCUUCUAAAACCCAUUUUUCAGAGGCCAGUCCUCCCUUCUACCUUUCCACAAGCACCGAAACAGCAUCUGCGCUAUCUUCACCAUGCCUCACCAUCAUAGAAGACACGCCGGAGAGGGACCACAGCAAGGGUAAGACGGGGAAAAAGCGGACAAGGCACCACGUCGAAAUGAAAGCAAAGCGGCCUAAAAAGGAGGUGAUCCCUGAGAAGAUCAUAAAGCAUAAAAAGAAGUCCUCAAAAAGGGCCAAAGGAAAGGAGACUAGAAGCUCCAAGAGCGAGAGAAGUAAAGUCACUACUCCACCCCAGUCUACCCCAUCACCCAACAGCCUGUCUGCCAAGAAUAUCAUCAUAAAAAAGGGUGCAGUGGUGGUGACUUGGACAAGGGAUGAAGACCGAGAUAUUCUCCUCGCGCUGAAGAUGAAAGGUGCCUCUCCAGAUACUUUCUCUUCCCUAUCGGAGAAGAUGAACAAGACACCCGCUCAGAUUGCAGAGAGAUUUUCCCAGCUGAUGAAGCUUUUUAAGAAGAAGAAGAUGGCAAGUUGACUUUCCAGAAUCGUAGAAUUUUUCUUCAUUCAAUGAAGAUUUCAUGCACUAUGCUUUUUUUUUUUUUUAACUCAGAUGUCGCAAGGUCAAGGCUCGAAUUUCCCAUUUGACGAAUGAGCAGAAGCAGAUCAUCUGAAUUUGAUCCCUGUAAUUGAUGGCCCUGGAACAUACUAGAUGGCCAAACCAACUAGAUCUCAAACUGAUUUUUUGUUGUUUUUUUUUGUUGAGGGGUGGUCAGCAAGGAUCAGAAUAUCCUUGAGGUAACAUCCACACUGCUUCAAUGUAUCAUCUCCCCACGGCCUAAAUGAAUACAACUCGUAUAAGCUGUUUUGGUACAUCUGCACUGGUAUUUUUUUCUUUUUGUUUGCGUUAAAUCUAAUCCACCAUGUUGAUCCUGGGCAAUAUCCCAUAUCAACUUCACAACUCUUAAUAUGCCCCAGCAAGUUUAUACCGUAUGUGGAGUUAAACACUGCUGCAAUCAUACAUUUAAUCUGAACUAAUUGACGCAUUUUAGCAGUAAAAGGGGAGUUGCUCUGAUACUUUUAUGGAGCAUUGUCGUAUGUACUAAAGUUACUUUUUUAUACAACGUCUGGGGGGGGGGGGGGGGGGGGGGUUUGUUUGGAAAUAAAGAUUGGAAGUACAAUUCAGGUCACAUUUAUAUCUUAUUUAAUGCUGUACGGUCACAUGGCAGAAAGUACAUUUUAAUGUACGGUAUGUCAACAGUAUUCUAUUUUGGAUAUAUAUUGUACUGACUUCAAGAUGGUCAGUUAAAUGAAUAAAUACGGCGUACACGUUCCAUUUUCUGUACGAUUCAAGGUGGUAUGUUUAUAGAAAUUAAGGAUUUUAAGGGGAACAUUUCCUGUCAGAUUUUUGGUUGGUUGGUUGGUUUUGGAUGAGUGACUUCCUGGUUAAACAAAUGUACACUGUAUAUUGUGCAUAUUUUGGUUUUGUAAAUAAAGUGUAUUUAUUUAA